GAGUUUAGUCAGCAGGGUCGUGACCAAUGAUGUGACCGUAAGCGCACUGAAGUCAGAUGCUAAGCCUCACUAGGUCUGUUCAACAGCCACAGCAAACACCGGGGUCUAAUCGGUUAAGACCGUUUGACUGUGUGUGUGCCUGUUGGUAUAGCAGAGCGACAAGAUGUCCAAACGCCAACAUAUUCCUGAAUAUAAAGUUCAUCACCUCAUGACUCUAUCGGGAAUAUCACAUUACAUCCUUUCUCAUUACAUUCUUACCUGAAAAGAAACAAGUAUUGCUACGUAUCUAGCGAGAAGAGGCCCUCCUUUACGUAUACUACUUGUGACUCCACGUUCAUACAGACUAGUCCACAUAUUCUAUUUCUCCAAGUUAUCUACAUAUUUAGACUCUUGCAUCUCCACCAGACUGCGAGAACUCAUCAGAGUUCAUCGCCAACAUGAACGAUUCCGUUCCUUACGACACGAUGGGGAAUCCCGGACACCAUUCAGCUGGAGAUAGCACCGGGCAGGCAACUUUUGGCUACUCACAACCUCACAUAAUCGAUAUGUUUUUCCCGGGAUUCUCACUCUUCGCAACUGCUCUGAAGAACUACACCGCCAUCGACCUUAAUAUCUACAUACCCAUGCUCGUGAUUAUGGGUAUACUGAUAUUCUGUUGGCAAUAUCUCGAAACAUGGUUUUGGAUUGAGCUUGACGCUUAUUUUAUGUCAACUGCUGAUGUUCGCAUGGAUGAUGAAAUGUAUAACAUGGUAAUGGCAUGGAUAUCUGAACAAUCUUUUGCGCAACGAUCUCGUCAUUUUGUCGCCAGUACCAAUUUGAAUAGUCGUAUGUGGUUCAUGUGGAACUUUAAUGAGGACGAAGAAAAUGAGGAGGAGGAGGAUGACUUUGAGAUCGACGAGGAUGGAAGUCCCGUUCCAAAGAAAGCAUCUGAAAAGGAGAAGAGAGUCCGAUUCACACCAAGCUUUGGAACUCAUUACUUUUGGUACAAGAGGAGAUUGUUGCAAUUCAGACGUUUGCAGACUCAAUCAUUAAAUAGUUCGGCUAUGAGUGAGAAAGAGGAAAUCUCAAUUUCUUCCUUUGGGAGAAACCCUCGCAUUCUCAAGGAGUUACUUGAUGAGUGCCGCCAAGCCUUUAUCAAAAACGAUGAAAACAAGACAAUCAUCUACAGAGGCGGUGCCAAGGGUGGUUCCUUCGGGGAGCCGGGCUGGACUCGUCUUCUUUCCCGCACCUCUCGUCCCUUCUCUACAGUUGUUCUCGAUGAAGUGGUAAAACAAAACAUCAUUGCUGAUAUGAAAGAUUACCUGCAUCCGUACACUAAGCGAUGGUAUUCUAACCGCGGUAUCCCAUAUCGUCGUGGGUACUUACUUCAUGGGCCGCCUGGCACAGGAAAAAGUUCUCUGAGCUUCGCAAUCGCAGGAUAUUUUAAGCUCAAGAUCUAUAUCGUUUCUUUAAAUUCCGGUUCGAUGAAUGAAGAAACCCUCAGUACACUUUUUGCCGAACUUCCCAAGCAGUGUGUUGUACUUCUUGAAGAUAUUGAUACGGCCGGUCUUACCCACACUCGUGACAAUGACGAAGAUGAGGAUAGUUCUGAAUUUGACGAAGAGGCUGGCCCUGCAUCUCCAUUGACCAAGGCAACCAAAGCUAUGGAGGCUAUGGCAAAUAAAAACGGCGACAAGGAUCAUUCAGGUAAGGUCUCUCUGAGUGCGUUGCUCAACGUAAUUGAUGGAGUUGCAUCGCAAGAAGGUAGAAUUCUCAUUAUGACGACAAAUCACAUCGAAAAGCUAGACGAGGCACUUAUCAGGCCCGGUCGAGUUGACAUGACUGUUCACUUUGAUUUGGCUACUAAGGAAAACAUGGAACAAAUCUUUAGAAGUAUCUAUGCAACUCUCGAAGGAGAUUAUCCCGAGCUCAAGAGCUCUGAAAGUGGAUCUUCAGAUGGCGGAAGCGUCAAAUCAGAAUCUGCUAGAGGGAGAAGCCCGGGCAGUGAGGUACCAGUCAGCAAGCGGGGCAUGCACAAGAAGAAGCCGAGAAGUCCUUCAAAAGAAAGAAGAAUACAGGCAGAAUUGGAUCGAAUCAUUGCGGCGGAAGAGGAGCAAAGAAAACUUGAGGAUGAGGAGAGAAUAGCAAAAUUAGCAAAGCUCUUUAGCGAGAAGGUUCCUGAAGCAAAGUUCAGUCCAGCAGAAAUUCAAGGUUACUUGUUGAAGCACAAGAGAAAUGCGGAAAACGCUGUUGAGGGAGCAGAAAAAUGGGUUAAGGAGAGAGAGGAAGAGAAAGAGAGAGCGAAGUUGAAAGAGAGUGAAGAAAGAGAGAAGAGAGACAAGGAGAAGGCAAAGUUGGAAAAGGAAAUCGAGAAAUUGAAGAAAGAAAAGGAGGCUGAAGAUGGCGAUGGUGGCGAGGGGGAUGAGGAUGAGAAUGAGGGAGAGGGAGAGGGGGAUUCUGAAAAGGCAAUGAAAGAAGUUGAAACUAUCAAGGAACAGACUGAGAUGGUUAAGAAAGAGGUCGAGGCCUUGAAAGAUGAAGUCUUCAAUGGAAUGGAGAAGAAAAUGCAUAAGAUGGAGAAGGUUGGAAUUAAGUUGAAGGAUAUCGAAAUGGCAAGUGGGAAGAAAGCCACGCAUAAGUCCGAUGUGGAGAUGGUUGAGUUUGCGGAAACUGGAUCUCAGACUGAUCCAGAUGAGAUUCUUGUCUAGGAAAGAUAUCAUAUUUGAGAAAUUGAUGUAGGAUAGAUAUCUUAAGAGCGAACAGGUAUUGAAAGUGGCAGUUGGGGAGUUGGGGCUCAAGGAGAGUUACAUUUGGAGUUCUGUAUUUUGCUGUUGUCUGGUGGCAGGCAUUGUUUGGUGUUCAUUGGCAAGGAAUGGUUGGCAUACAGGAAAUUGUAUGAGAAAACUCGUUGAGAUAAUCAAUAUGUAAUGAAACUGAUAUUAUA
Botrytis cinerea B05.10 is the source of this 2923-nucleotide messenger RNA. RefSeq lists its product as hypothetical. Gene Ontology annotation, cellular component: mitochondrial inner membrane. The transcript has a single exon. The record is from RefSeq and is a predicted model, not a curated record. Gene Ontology annotation, biological process: protein insertion into mitochondrial inner membrane from matrix; mitochondrial respiratory chain complex III assembly. Gene Ontology annotation, molecular function: ATP hydrolysis activity; ATP binding. Lineage: Eukaryota; Fungi; Ascomycota; Leotiomycetes; Helotiales; Sclerotiniaceae. Bases 438 to 2687 code for a protein of 749 amino acids.